Molecule: messenger RNA, 506 nt
Organism: Symbiodinium necroappetens
Lineage: Eukaryota; Dinophyceae; Suessiales; Symbiodiniaceae
Source: the annotation of a GenBank genome assembly
AUGAUACUUCUGGGUCUUCGGUCUGCGACUGAGCGAUCCAGCAGCCGCGGCCAGGGAAAACCCUUCUUCAUUGCGUCCUGUACAUGCUUCGCGCUCAUGUUCCGAAAGGUCUCGCAGUUGCCGCUAGAGCCUGGAUGUUCGCAGCUGGCUAGAAAGUACCGAAGGUUUGCUGUCAUCUUGUGGAUGAUGUACCCGGCAUUUCACGUGCUGCGCAGCUUCGGUAUCGUGACCUUGUGGCAAGAGCAGGUCCUGGCCUACACCUUCCUGGACGUCAUUGCAAAGGGCAUCUCAUUGUCGCUGUGUUUCUGUGGACCUGUUUUCCAGAGAUUUUUAAGCAGCUUGGGCAACUUGCAGAUUCAGAGCGCAAUGAUUGAUUGGAGAGUGUGCGUGGACGAGCACUGGACGGUCAUGCAGCCAUCGACAGAAGCCGCUCGGGCCAUGCAGAAUCACUGGUUUGGAGGCGAGAUGGCCGGAAGUCGCUUUCUGGAAGUGGUGGCAACUGACCA